This is a messenger RNA of Bradysia coprophila, 5491 nucleotides long. RefSeq names its product folliculin-interacting protein 1. Gene Ontology annotation, molecular function: ATPase inhibitor activity; protein-folding chaperone binding. The record is from RefSeq and is a predicted model, not a curated record. Gene Ontology annotation, cellular component: cytoplasm. NCBI's taxonomy places the organism in Eukaryota, Metazoa, Arthropoda, Insecta, Diptera, Sciaridae.
CAUUAGUUUUAUUCGGCUAAGCGCAAGUAAAGAAAUCGUUUUCGACAUUUUUCGUCAGUAAUACAAGAGAAACCAAUGCAUAAAGUUGGAACAGCUUCAACAGCUUUCAUCCAUAUAUAUCGGCUUUGAUUAAAUGUGUGUGACAGUUUCAGUUGUUUUUGUACGGAAAAAAGAAAAAUGAAUUUGCAAAGAAGAAGAAGAAGAAGAGUGAUGUGAUAUAGCUGAUUAUUUUAAGUGACAAUUUACGGUUAUUGUUCUUUCAUAUCGGUGAACAUUUUAAUAGAAUGAAAAGUUGAAGAUAAGCGUCAAAUCAAAUCAAAGAAGGGAAAAAACAUCAAAUUGUGUGAUAUGACAAAAAUAUUUGCAAUAAAAAAUUUACAAAAUAUAACAUUGGGUUAUAUAUAAGUGAUAAAACAAAAAUACACCACGCAAGAGCACAUGAUGUGUUGUGAACGUGAACGGUGGAUUUAUUUUGUGUAUUGUAUUAAUGUCGUAUCAGUGUUGAGCUGUAAUAAUCAACAACAAGUUGCUAAUAAGAAAACGCACAAAUAUAAAAAUGGCUCUGUUCAAUAAAAUAUUUUCAUCACAUAAGCGGAAAAGUACGAGUUCAACAGGCCGUCAACCCAAUGCAGGGCAAUUUCCAUUCUCAAACGAACAAGUUCGUAUUCUACUUUACCAAGAAACUGAAUCCAAUGGACGAAAACUUCUAUUCGAUUCAAAUGCUAUACAGAAAGUAAAUCUGUCAGCAAGUAAUACUCCGGCUGAUAAAUCAUACAUCGAAAUCAGCGAUGGGAUUGGUUACAAAUACGUGAAACCCGAAAAUGAUCACAAUUCCAUUGGUGAGAUGGUAUUUGGUUCGGUGGCGAUGGCUUACAGAGGGACCGCCCUAAAGGUCCAUUGGAUGCACAGCCCCACUCGAAUACUAUGCUCGAAAGUGUUUCUGUCGCCCAUUUAUCCGAACCAAUUCUUAGCCAAUUCGUCGAAUGAUAGCGCUAACCAUACGGAUGUGAAUUCUCUAGACACGAGUUCGGUAAAUUCGUUUUCGUUGUCAGUGGGUGUCAGUGACCAAUUGAAUGUUUUGGGCUGUGAAAAGUACCACACGAAUCCUUUGGACGUGCCACAUUCAGAAACAUCGGAAAGCGGUCCCAGUUUUGCAUACAGCGAUUCUGGAUAUGGUGGCGACGGAUGGAAUGUUUCGUGUUCAUCAUACUGCCCGUACUCAUCAACACGUAGUAGUUUGACGUCGAUGUACAGUGACCGUGGUGAAAACUCGCGAAAAUUUAGUGUCGAUUCAUCCAUGGUAGACUCGUCGACGGGACGAAGUAGUGGAAAUUUACAACGUAGAAUAUUGCGCAACAUGUCAACGUCAUUUGAAAACCGAAAAUCAGUUAGUGAUUGUAUUGGAUUUAUCGGAGACAACUCUAGUCAACAAACUACUCAGGGUGGAAGUGAAGGUUAUAUUGUUAAGGCGCGCAGAAGUAGCGAACAAGUGGAAAGUCGCAGCAAUCCGGAAAUGAUGCGAAGGAAAGGUGCCAGUGGAGACAUGUUUCGGAAUCAUCAUUCAAGCGUCCGUUCGACGCUUCGACGGGCCAAAAUCGGUUUGGCAGUUUGUAUAACCAUGUCGGAGUCGGUUGAAAAGGAAAUGCAACUCUUUUGUUCCGAGCACAUUGCACUACUAGAAUCGAUGAUGUGUCGAUUGAGAGCGGCUGCUGAAAAUGCUUGGAUUAAUUCCAAACGGAAUGGUCAGGUAAUGCUGCUUCACGCCUGGUUUUCAGCAACCGAAUGGAUAACUGACUUGUUCACCGCACCCAGACUAAUCGAACCAAUUUGGCUGGCAUUAAGCUGUGGAUACUCGAAUGAUCCAUCAAGUUUAGCGCACAAUUUCAUGAAUGAGCUAUGCUGGUUGCUGAAUUCAGCCGAUACCAAAGAUACUAAUUUUUUUGUAAGUAAACUUCUUACCGCAAUUCUCACACAUCAUCUUGGCUGGGUGUGCACUGUGGCACCAAUAUCAAAUUAUUCCACGUCGUCGAAGAAUGUUGCCGAGGCCAUUGCCAAGGAAGAAAAGGAUAAAAUGUCUGAAAUAUCGAAAUAUCAUCCAUAUAACGCUCUGUGGGCGCAGAUGGGUGAUCUGUACGGCGCUAUUGGCAGUCCACCGAAAAUAUCAAAGACAAUCGUAUGUGGAAACGAAACAAAGUUCGUGGAAAAAGUGUUAAAUGUGCUCACCUAUUUCAUUCGUUGCGGUGAAAUCCGACGUGACGUACGGACAGAGAUUUUCGAAAAGACGGUAGUAGAUGGCAUUGUGAAUAAAUAUGCGAAUCCAGUUGUGGAUGUGAACAGUAUUGUUGAUUCGGUUACGUUGUGCAAAUCGAGUAUUUUGAAAAAGGCUACCGGUCUAACACGUACGCCCACAUGCAUAAAAGAUUUGACUGCAUUAAGUGAUAAUAGUUUAAGUGAAGCGAAUGCUAAUCAAGCAAUUAAUUCUAGUCUGACAUCGGCGUUCAAGAAAAACGACAUCCCCAAUGUGUUAAUAUUCCGCGAAUCGCGAAUUGUGCGCCAGGAAUUGCGAAUCGGAAAUUUUCUCAUGGACACGGGCAUUGAAAUGAACACAAAACAGAAAUUAGAUAUGCAAAAUUACCAAGCCAGAGGUCAGCUGGGAGAACAUAUCAAAUUAUUGGUUACAAGUCCAGAUAAUGAAGAGAUAAACGUGGGAAGUUUGGAUGAAUACAGCACUGAAAGUGAGGAUACGGUCGAGGAAGCGACCGAGUGUUCGGUCGGUGUUAAUCCAACGCCUCAGGUAUCGAUAAUUGGUCCAACGCUUAGUGAUAUGAUAACAGCAAAUAGUAUUGGUCAAGGUCGUAAUCCGUCUACAUUCCUAUGGGGCAUUGAGCCAGUAAAGGAAGGAUUGAGUGUGGAACAAUGGCAAAACAUCGAAAAAGGCAUCGAAAUGCGCAAUGGCAACUGUUUGUCCGAUGGUAAAUUGGACAUUUUCUCCGUAUACAAUAAAGAACAAGACGUACCUGAAUUGAAACGAUCUAAAAGUUUGUACACCAAAUCGACCAAUGCCAAGAACAGCGAUCGCGUGCGAAAACAAAAAUUGAUAAGGAAGGCAAGCUUUUCGUUUGUUGACUGCCAGAACGACGAACACAAUGAUCCAUCCGAAUUGAAGAGUCAUCCAAGCUUAUCGGAUUUGAUAACAGCGAACAGUGUCGGUGUCAGUGAACGAUUAACCUGGGGUAUUGAACCAUACAAAGAAGCCGUUAGUUUGGAGGAAGAGCAACACUUUGAGAUAGCGAAAAAGCGUAUUGAAAAUACACGUCGUCAAUCCGGUGUGGUAUUCGUUCUGGGCGAUAAUGACACGUUGAUCGGAUUGAAAAACAACGGCAGCAAUGAAAUUAAAAAAUCCGAAACUGAAACGAAAAUCGAACGUAGUCUGAGUAUGAAGAAGACCUGUUCGCAUAAGAAACAUUCCGGGGUAAAAUUCAAUUUCGAACAAUAUCCGCAAAUUGCCACCAAUUACAUGAAAAACAAAAACAUCGACAUAGCCAACUAUGACUUCAUCGACAAAGGACUGAAAUUGGAAGAAGGAUCGAAUUUGAUUUAUGGACCAAGCACCAGCAAUUUCCCCAGCAGCACCAGCGAAGACGACAAUACCGAAUGUGAAUAUUGUGCGGGCAAUACAUCACGCAUCUUACAAACGCCAUCGAAUGCCACCGAAUUGGAAUUUUCGGUGGAUGACAACAACUAUUUACCGUUUAUGGAUACCAAGAAGGUAUCCGAUGCCACGUCGUCAUCAUCGUCACCAUCGCCAUCGAAAGAAACGAAAUCGAAAACGAAAACUGUCGACGAUAAGUUACAGCCAUCGAAACAGAUUCAGUUCAUCGAAUUGCCAAUGCCGCAGUACACCGUCGUUAAGGACGAAAAUGACCACUCAAAGCAAUCGCAACAUCGUCCCGGCUUUAUACCGUCGCUGUUCAUUGGGGUUACGGAUCAUUAUAUAUCAGACAUGGUACUGCAGGGAACAAUUGCACCUCCAGCUAAAUGGGAAGGCAAAUUAAAGAAUCAUCUGGCCUUGGCAUCACGUUGUGCAAUGAUUGAACAAACACCUACCGAAAAUAUCGCAAUUAUAGCCAACAUUGACAAAUGGGAUGUGAAAUUGAUGUCUUCGCAAACAACAGUUUUGCCGAACACCAACGGGUCCUGUAUUGGCAUGUCUCAAUUGGUAUCAUCAAUGCUGGAAACCGUUCAUGCAAUGUGGACGUCCGGUAUCAAUGCUUACCAGUGCAUGUCGUACAUAGAAUCGAAACUGCAAGAACUGUACCUUCAAUCGGAAACUUUGGCUGCCUUCCUGUUAGCAACGAAUUUCUGUAAUUUAGAGACGAUAACGUCAGCUUUAAACUUAACGGAAUACGAUGUGCCUUUGUUAAUGUCUGUAGCCAGUUGUCAUACACCCCAGUUGACUGAGAAAUAUACAUGUAGCUAUGGUCGAUAGGAUCUCUCGGCUUUGUAAGCCCCAUUAUGCUAUUAAAUUUGUCAGAAUUUCCAACGCUUUCAAUUCUUGGGAAAUAUUUUCUGUUACUGCAGUCAUAACUCAGGACCAAUUAUAAACCAAACACUUAGGCUAAUGUACUGUCGGAACCACCAAAUUCUAUCACUGUGCACAUAUUUUUCUAUCAUACAGUUUAUUGGUCAGAGUCAAUAUUAAAGUGAAGUAAAGUCGAUGCUAAGAGUCGCAUUCAUAGUCUUCAAAAUGCCUAUAUUGCCAAGGACCUUCGUGUUAUACAAAUUGUGGUGAAGGUUUAGAUCUGACUAGACGAAAAUUGUAAGAACAAGAAGAAAAUUGACUUAAUUAUAGACAAGGGCUAAGCUAUUAGCUGCAAUCGAAUUAAUUCAAGCAUUCACAUUUUAGAACACAUUUCUUUUGCAUACCACUACUGCCAACUAACUUGGUUGAUGCAUGUGAUUGUGAACACCCAAAAAAGGUUCUAUCGGUUAAGACAUAUUCUAAGAGCUGGUAGAAGGAGGGCCACAAAUGUAAAGAGUUUGUUGUAGACAAGACAAAACUAAUAAAACGAAUACCAGCUUGCGUUUUAACAAUUAAGGAACGAAGUCUUUCUAGGCAACGCUAUAUACGGGGAGGUAGCGUCAAUUCAAUAGAGACACUCAUAUACAAAAUUCACCUCAUCAUAGGAGGUCUACGCGCAUCUAAUAAAAUGGCGAUUGACGCUAUCUCCGCAGCGGUAUACAGCAUUCUAGUAUCGUAUCGUUCUGCGCAUUCAUGUGAAUGCGCGUAUUUUGUAAAAAGGAUUAUCAUUCUUUCGCAGACCCCAGUUUCUUAUGCAUGUUAAAACUGAUGACGUAAAAGAUUGUUUGAAACUGCUAUCAUCAAAGGAAGUAAAAGAUUCGAUAACUAUACUGGUGACAUCUGUGAAAGUUUAAUGUUUUCAAUUGGAUGAUGUCCUUUUACACUAUUAAAACUGGUAAAAUGUAAUAA